CCGGACUUUGCUGCAGAAAGGGCACGUCUUGUACUGGUAGAGCGUGAGCUGCAGGCGGCCGGACAGGGAGAGCUGGGCAGAGGGCAGAAGGAGCGGGCCGGUGAGCUGUCCUGGCACCAUGUCUCUCGGGAUCCUGUGGCUGGGCCUCAUCCUGCUGGGGGCCCUACACACCCAGGCCCAGGAACUCACCACGGACCCUACCCCAUCUCCGCGCCUGAUCCCUGUCCCGUCUCUGCGCAAGAUCCACGUGCAGAAAAACUUCCAGAGUGACCAGUUCCAGGGCAAGUGGUACGUUGUAGGCCUGGCGGGCAAUAAUAUCCACAACAGUGACCAAGAACAUCAGAUGUAUAGCACCACCUAUGAACUGAAGGAGGACGGCAGCUACAACGUCACCUCCACCCUGCUCAGGAACCAGCAGUGUGACCACUGGAUCAGAACUUUCGUCCCAGGUUCCAAGCUUGGCCACUUCAACCUGGGCAACAUUAAGAGUUACCCUACCCUUAAGAGCUAUUUGAUACGCGUGGUGACCACAGACUACAACCAAUUUGCCAUCGUGUUCUUCCGAAAGGUGUACAAAAAUAAUAAGAAGUUCUUCAAGAUUGUCCUCUACGGGAGGACCAAGGAGCUGAGCCCUGAACUCAGGGGGCGUUUCACCAGCUUCGCCAAGACCCUGGGCCUCACCGACAACCACAUUGUCUUCCCUGCUCCCAUCGGCCAGUGCAUUGAUGAUUGAGUCGGCAGUGCUUGCGAUGCUCUGCCUCACCCCCAUAUCAUUGGCCUCUACAUGAGGGCAAUUGCCCCCUUCCCUCCCCGCUGUUCCAACAAGGAGAG
This is a messenger RNA of Ochotona princeps (American pika), 831 nucleotides long. It is a transcript of the gene LCN2, whose product is annotated as lipocalin 2. Gene Ontology annotation, molecular function: small molecule binding. NCBI's taxonomy places the organism in Eukaryota, Metazoa, Chordata, Mammalia, Lagomorpha, Ochotonidae. Bases 119 to 733 code for a protein of 204 amino acids. The transcript is spliced from 8 exons. The record is from RefSeq and is a predicted model, not a curated record.